Messenger RNA from Betta splendens (Siamese fighting fish), 6692 nucleotides. RefSeq names its product ubiquitin specific peptidase 19 (gene usp19). The transcript is spliced from 26 exons. Gene Ontology annotation, biological process: protein deubiquitination. The coding region runs from base 505 to 5226 and encodes 1573 amino acids. Lineage: Eukaryota; Metazoa; Chordata; Actinopteri; Anabantiformes; Osphronemidae. Gene Ontology annotation, molecular function: cysteine-type deubiquitinase activity. The record is from RefSeq and is a predicted model, not a curated record.
CAGCCAGGAAGUGGCCUAUGCGCGCACUCAUUCUGGCCGGGCAGCUAAACAAAGUAGGACUUGCAGCACUUAUUCUGCCGAAGCUGUAUGAUUUCAGGACAACGGACAGUUUCUUAAUUUAUGUGUUCUUUGAAUCGUUAACAAGGGUGGUUUAACAUUUCCGGAAAUGGGCCCAGGAUAAAGCAACGAAUAUUCCAGAAACGCCGCAGAGUACGGGGUUUCGACCGAGGCCAGGAGCGGAGCGGCCCACGGCCGUGAAGGAGCUUAGCAGCCGGGAGUAGCAGAAGGGGUCGCCGGCCAUUGUGUGUCGGGAACGCACUUCGCACCAUAUUAAAACCCCGUCCCCAUCCCUAGGUAGCCUUCCUGAUUCUGUUCUGGGAGAGUUCAGACAGCAUCAUCGCCAAGAUAGCCGGGCCAGGCAGGAAGAGACACACCUCAGAUUCAGACCCCAGCAGCGGUAGUGAUUCCAGCGACGGGCGGCCAGUUAGUGCCAAGUGCCUGAAGAUGGCCAGCAGUGGUGGUAGCAGUUUGGCUGGUAAUGAACCAGUGGGCCGUCGUGGUGGGGCUCAGCACAGAAGAGGCAGCGGUAGGGACAACAGCUCAGACUUGUCUACCAGUACCAGUAAAAAGAAGCAAAAGGACAGAGCCAACCAGGAAAGCAGAGAGGCAAAGCGGGCUGCAGCAGCGGCUGCAGCAGCCGACGGUGUCAUCGCAGAAGUCAAGAAAGAUGUAUUUGUGGACUGGAAGCAAAAUGUCAAUGAAGUUACUGUCAGACUGCGCUGUGGGGAGGAGGUGCAGAAGAUAGAGGACAUCAACACAACCUUCACUGAUACAGACUGCUGUGUGUGCUUACCAGAUGGACGGGAGUGGAGCUGCCAACUGCAGGAGGAAAUUGAGGCCUCGUGUAGCAAGGUCCAGCACAAAGGAAAUUUCUUGCAUAUCAUCAUGCACAAAAAGAUUCCCUUUCACAUCUGGCCCUCACUGAAGUCAAACAAAAAGGAGAAGGGCAAGGGGACAGUACCUGCCGACGAGACCAAAAACACCAAGAAACAGGAGGUUAAACCUGUCACCUUGGAAUCAUCAGAGGAACCCAAACUGUUGCCACAAGCGCAGCCUCAGUCUCCUUCGUCACCUGCACAAAGACGCAACAGUGGCAGAACUGAGCGGGGUGUCAAACGUGGGUUUAAAAACAAAGCGGCAAGCGACAAGGCCACUUUAGACUCUGAAGGAACGAAAGCUGAAACUGUGGAAGGCCCAUCCACCAGCAGCAAGCCUGUUACUGUCAUGACAGGCGGGCAGCAGCCUCAGGAACCCAGUGCCAAGCGCACCACCGUACGGCUGCCUAAGACCACCAAGGGUGCUAUAUCGCCAGCGGACAGGGAGACACAUUCUGUUAAGUCCACUGGCGAUGCUCCACCAGCACAACCACCUACUGCACAGACAAAACGCAAGGAUGCAGACAAGAGAGCCGAGAAACUAGGCCGCGGUCAGGAACAGAAACCUGGGGUUGCUGUUGCAGCUUCUAGCCACACCAACAAAGCUCAGGUGGCAGGGACGUUAAACCAGUCUUCAGACAAGUCUGAAACAAUAGCACACGGUAGUGAAAGCCAAUCGGCGACCCCCAUCAGCACCAGCGAUUGCCUUGAACCUGUCAUCUUGAACAACAAAGUGCAAUCUGCAUCUCCCGAAAUGCUGGGAGACAAAGCGGACUCUGAAAUAGAGGAAAGGACUGUUGAGCAGAAAGCAGAGCAGGUUACUUUGCUCUGCCAACAGCAUGGGUCAGGAGACGCAGUACCACUACCACCUGUUGGCAAGGCUGUCAGUCAUGGUUUGCCACAGAGUCCAGAACAGAAGCAGAGCAGUUGUUAUGGAGAGGAGAAGCGGGACCAGUCAAAGGAGGAACCUCUGGAUAUUAAGCAACAAGAGGCCCCAGAGCCAAUGGUUAAUCUACAGUUGGUAAAGAACGACUCGUAUGAAAAGGGCACAGACCUGAUGGUGGUCAAUGUUUACAUGAAGGAGAUCUGCAGGGACACAGCCAGGGUCAUCUUCAGGGAACAAGACUUCACCCUCAUCUUUCAGACAAGUGAUGCUAACUUUCUGCGGCUUCAUUCAGACUGUGGAUCAAACACAGUCUUUAAGUGGCAAGUGAAACUCAGGAAUUUGAUCCAGCCUGAGCAGUGCAGCUACUCCUUCACUCCAUCCCGUGUGGACAUAACCCUGAAGAAGAGGCACAGCCAACGCUGGGGGGGUCUGGAGGCCCCCGCUACACAAGGUGCAGUGGGUGGCGCCAAAGUUGCUGUGCCCUCCAGCCCUGCCUGCAUGGAAAAGAGCCAACCAGGCAGCAGCCAACACAACCUUCCAGCUAAGGAGGAGCCCCCGAGAGUUGGGGAUGAGAAACCGAAAGCUCCCAAGGCCUCCUCCAGAGCGGAGGAUAGCGUUCUGGAUACCGUGGCUCCUCGCACUGUAUCUGAGCAUGUAGCCAUCACCAAGCCAGAACCCACUGUUACCACCCCUAAGCCUACAUGCAUGGUGCAGCCCAUGACCCAUGCACCCCCUGCCAGCAGUGAGCGCCAUGAAGAGGAGGAGGAGAAGAAGGUUUGCCUGCCUGGUUUUACAGGAUUGGUCAAUCUUGGCAACACCUGCUUCAUGAACAGUGUUAUCCAGUCCCUGUCCAACACCAGAGAACUCAGGGAUUACUUCCAUGAUCGAGCAUUUGAGGCAGAAAUCAACUGCAACAAUCCUCUAGGAACAGGAGGCAGGCUGGCCAUUGGAUUUGCCGUGCUGCUCAGGGCCCUUUGGAAAGGAACACAUCAUGCCUUCCAACCCUCAAAACUCAAGGCCAUUGUGGCCAGUAAAGCCAGUCAGUUUACAGGUUACGCCCAGCAUGAUGCCCAGGAGUUCAUGGCUUUCUUGCUGGACGGGCUCCAUGAAGACUUGAAUCGCAUCCAGAAUAAACCUUACACAGAGACAGUUGACUCUGAUGGGCGGCUGGAUGAGGUGGUGGCGGAGGAGGCGUGGCAGAGGCAUAAGAUGAGAAAUGAUUCCUUUAUAGUAGACCUUUUCCAAGGCCAGUUCAAAUCUAAGCUUGUUUGCCCUACAUGCUCCAAGGUCUCUAUCACCUUUGACCCUUUCCUGUACUUGCCAGUUCCCUUGCCUCAAAAACAAAAGGUGCUAUCAGUUUUUUACUUUGCUAAGGAACCACAUAAAAAACCCAUCAAGUUUUUGGUGAGCGUGAGCAAGGAGAGCUCCAGCACUGCUGAAGUGCUUGAAUCUAUUUCGAGAAGUGUGAGGGUUAAACCAGAAAACCUCAGACUGGCUGAGGUGGGAAAAAACCGCUUCCAGCGCAUGUUUCUGCCAUCGCAUUCCCUGGACACUGUGUCCUCCACAGACUAUUUGUUCUGCUUUGAGGUGCUCUCCAAAGACCUGGUCAAAGAGAAAGUGGUGUUGAUCAGAGUGCAACAGAAACUCCAGGUACCUAAUAUCCCAAUUUCUAAGUGUGCUGCUUGCCUGAAACCUCCAGGAACUGAAGAAGAAAAGCUCAAGCGAUGCACACGUUGCUAUCGCGUUGGCUACUGUAACCAACUAUGUCAGAGGACCCACUGGCCCAAUCACAAGGGUCUGUGUCGACCAAAUGCAGAGAACGUGGGCCUCCCCUUCUUAAUCAGUGUGCCGGAGUCUCGACUCUCAUACGCCCGACUCACCCAGUUACUGGAGGGUUAUUCUAGGUUUUCCGUCAAUGUGUUCCAGCCUCCUUUCCAAUCAGGCAGGACAUCCCCUGAAACAUCCCAAAGCCGGGUAGAACUCCCCUCUGUGCCAGGAGGCUCUUCUGAGGGUCAUGGAUCUGGUGAUGAGGCUACAGGCAGCAGCAGUACUGUGGGUGAAGCAGGUGAUCUGGAUUUGGACAGGCAAGCUCUGCUGCCUGAGUCACAGGCACAGUCUGCUCAGGCUUCAGUGCUCCACUCUGUGGAGUCAGAUUCCCUCUCAUCUUCCCAUGCAUCACUCUCGACCACGCAAACUGCAGACUCAGGAUUUUCUGAGUCAGUCUCUGCAACUUCGUGCUGCUCUCUUGACCCUCAUGCUGAAAAAGAGACGUCCUGUGAGAAGGCAGUUCGACCAGAAGCGGCAAUAACAGGGUAUCAGCAUCCAACGGAAUCUGCCUCAGGUCACGCUAGUCAGUUCUACAUAGCUCUGGUCGACUCUAGUGGCAAGGAACAGAGGUUGGAUGAGAGAGAAGAUGCCCUUGCAGACCUUCCAGAGGAUGUGACCCUAGAGCUAGUGUGGAAAAACAACGAACGUCUGAAGGAGUAUGUCCUGGUGAGCUCCAAGGAAUUGGAAUAUGACGAGGACCCCAGCUCUCUAAGCGAAACAUCUAGAGCAGGUCACUUUACUCUGGAGCAGUGCCUUAACCUCUUCACCAAGCCAGAGGUCCUGGCACCAGAGGAGGCAUGGUACUGUCCAAAGUGCCAGCAGCACCGUGAGGCCUCCAAGCAACUCCUUCUGUGGCGUCUGCCCAACGUUCUGAUCAUCCAGCUCAAAAGGUUUUCAUUCAGGAGCUUUAUCUGGAGGGAUAAAAUCAAUGACAUGGUUGACUUCCCUGUCAGGAAUCUGGAUCUGAGUAAGUUCUGCAUUGGCCAGAAGGAUGAAAUGCAACAACCCCCUAUCUAUGACUUGUAUGCAGUCAUCAACCACUAUGGAGGAAUGAUAGGAGGCCACUAUACAGCAUACGCGCGUCUGCCAAGUGACAAGAACAGCCAGCGCAGUGAUGUUGGCUGGCGCCUGUUCGAUGACAGCACGGUGACAAUGGUGGAGGAGAGUCAGGUGGUGACCCGUUAUGCAUACGUGCUCUUCUACAGACGACGAAACUCCCCCGUGGAGAGGCCACCACGCUUCCUCAGGCCCGGAGGACCCGAAUCAACCACGGGUGCAGGAGCUACUGCCAGCCAGGCCUCUCUAAUAUGGCGGGAACUAGAGGAGGAAGAGGAGGGGCUCGCCGAGGGCCCACGUGGACUCUUCAGUUCUGCCCUGCGGAGGCAGCAAGCAAGAAGGAACAGAGAGGAAGACGAGGACAGACCUGAUGGGUCGGUGCGCCGGCACCGCAGGCACAAGAUGUCUGACUAUCCCGACGACGACUGUGUGCGAUACUUUGUUUUGGGCACACUGGCUGCAGUGUUCGCUCUGUUUGUCAACUUAGUGUAUCCUAUUCUUUACAAAGUCAGCUGGAGAUAGGGUAGCAGCUGGUUGGGUACUGGCUCCUGCUGGAGUACAAGGAAGUAUGAGCAAGUAGAAGCCUGAGAGCAGCUAGGUUAAUGUUAAUGCUGAGGAGAACUGAGGAUUAACUAGUUAACACCCUCUAUUAACUCUAACGCUAUUAUAAUCGUUGUGUAUGUUUAACUUCUGAUGGUUUAAAGUUUAUAAUAAGACACUAAAGGUCUAAUGUAGAACUUUGAGACAACAAAAUGCACUAACGAGGUGCUUAAGGAGUUAAUCACUACAUUGCCCUUUCGUUUUGUUUAGUAACUGAGACAAAAUGAGGUACAGGAAGAAACCAGCUCUAAAGUGGUCCCAUGUAGUUACUGCUUUGAAGUCUUUCUUUGUUUUUGAUUUGCACUACGGUCCUAAAUAUAAAGUUAAAACUUCCUGCAGCAUAAAUGCAUGUAAGACAGAUAAAAGUGUGUGUGUGUGUGUGUUUAAGAUUCAGGUUAACACACAUUCAGGUGGGCUUUUAUGUCUUUAAAGAUAAAGUGUUUGCCUUAAUACCGCUGCCCGGCCACCGCGAUGUCUGACUGGUCCUUGUUUUCAACGUUUGCUGUCAUUUUGUAUUGUAUGUAUUUAUGUGUUGUUUUUUAUGAUUUAACUAUCAGUCAUAGGAGGUUUUGGUUGUUUUUACUUAAAGUUUCAAGCCAUAAUAGAGUGGGGUACAUUUUUCAAAUUCUCAGGAUGAAUUGGUUAUUUUUAACCUGUUCAGUUAAAAUACCCAAGAUACAGUAUACACACAACUUACAAAGUAUCAAAUCAUUAUCUCGUUGAAAUACUCAUCUGGAUUGUUGUUUACUGUCCUUUUUUUAUUUUCUGCUCUUCCCCUCUACCUUUUCGUGAUUCUCCUUAACUGCAGUCAUUGUGUUUUUCUGCGUCUCAGGGAAAUGCCAGUUCUCUGCUAGUGCAAUGCAUCGACAUGUUUGCCUUAAAUGCUUGUCAUAGUUCAGUGCACCGCCGCUCUGUGAACAUGUCAUGUCAAAUAUAUGCAACGCUAAGGUCGAACUAGUUUUUAGAUUCUUUACAAUCCACAGCUUGUGGUCAGCAGGAUACACUACAGUGGUUAUGAACGUAGAAAAUGUUAAAUAUGCUUGUGUCAGCAGCAGAGAAGAGGCAUCAACAAAUAUCAAAGUUUUUUAAGGAACAUUUUAAUCCUUGUUGGGUUUUCUUUCGUUUGAGUGAGUGGGAUUUAGAAAUGACUGAAUGACAGAGCUCUGUCCAUGUGCAGCCUGCUAAGAAAUGCUAGUAGUAAUCAUUCUACAAGAAGGUGUUUAUGGUAUGCAUUGUGUAUAGAUUGCAAAUACUGUAUUUAAAUAUAAAUUAUAUUGUAAUUCUAAUAAGCAAUAAUUUAUCUGAAUACCUCCAUUUAAAUGCUGCUUCCUGAAAUAUAAAGCAUUUUACUCCAUUUUGCAAAUAAAUUUUUCAUCUGUUUAUAGUCA